This is a messenger RNA of Musa acuminata subsp. malaccensis (wild Malaysian banana), 989 nucleotides long. RefSeq names its product reactive Intermediate Deaminase A, chloroplastic. Gene Ontology annotation, cellular component: mitochondrion; cytosol. NCBI's taxonomy places the organism in Eukaryota, Viridiplantae, Streptophyta, Magnoliopsida, Zingiberales, Musaceae. Gene Ontology annotation, molecular function: deaminase activity. The record is from RefSeq and is a predicted model, not a curated record.
AGUCAGGCCUGAAACAUUUCAGGGUAAGACUUUUAGUUCUUCGCUGGUGACUCGGAUGAAUGGGUGAGGUGAGUCGCCCCUGGGCUGGUUUCACCCUACCAACGCUGUAACUGUGUUAUUGGACUGAGCAAGGAGAGAGAGAUGGCGUGGAGCGCUGCGUGGUCCGCGGGAGCGCCGACGAUCGACCUCCGGGUGCUGCGAGCGCGGGGGCCUCUCGCCGCUGCCCUCUGCUGCGCCUCCGUAGCCGCCUCCCGCCUCUGGUCCUCUACCCCCUUCAGGCCCAUCUUCGCCUCCAUCUCCGCCUCCGCCUCCCCCACCGCCGUUAAAAAGGAGGCUGUUCAGACAGAAAAGGCACCGGCAGCAUUGGGGCCAUAUUCUCAAGCUAUCAAAGUCAACAACCUUGUUUUUGUUUCUGGUGUUCUCGGUCUUGUUCCUGAGACAGGAAAAUUUGUCUCCAACAACAUUGAGGAGCAAACAGAGCAGGUUCUAAAGAACAUGGGAGAGAUAUUAAAAGCAAGUGGUGCAACCUAUGCUUCUGUUGUUAAGACAACAAUCAUGUUGGCAGACCUACAGGAUUUCAAAAAAGUAAAUGAGAUAUAUGCAAAAUAUUUCCCAUCUCCUGCACCUGCACGCUCCACUUACCAAGUAGCAGCGUUACCUAUGAAUGCUAGGAUUGAGAUCGAGUGCAUUGCUACCCUCUAGUGCUGCUAGAAUCAUACCUCGUACGUCAAAACUCUAAUAUGACCAUGAAUGUUGGUCGAUAUUUCUGAAUACUUUGAUGCUACUUAUAAGAAAGGUGUACGGUCAACUUUUCUUGGAUGAAGUCAAACUUUUACUUUUGAGACAGACAACAAAUAUAAUUCAAUUUCUCAUGCACCUUUCUUUUUUGGCUGUUACAUGUUAAGCUGGUGUAUCUCCUAAGAAGCAUAGGAUGUGUGUAAAAAUGAUAAUUUGGUUGGUUGAAGGAGACUGGAUGUUUUGUUUCCUCA